Trichomonas vaginalis G3 is the source of this 492-nucleotide messenger RNA. RefSeq lists its product as uncharacterized. The record is from RefSeq and is a predicted model, not a curated record. The transcript has a single exon. The coding region runs from base 1 to 492 and encodes 163 amino acids. Lineage: Eukaryota; Parabasalia; Trichomonadida; Trichomonadidae.
AUGAGUUAUAAUGCAAAACUUAUUUCAGGGUUUUACAACCAAACAUUUCCUAUAGAAGCAGAAUGGAAUAAUGGAUAUUAUAUUGUAAAAGGUUUGUCUGUUCCGUUGACUUUAAGUACACCUAUUUUAUAUAUUGUUUCAAACUUAGGUUCAAAGUGUUAUUCGAAUGUCGACAGAAACUAUUAUGACCAAAAGAUACUUAUGCGUAUAAACAAUACUUUCUCUGCUGGUUUGCCUAUUGUUCAUUCGAAUGCAGAGUUUUCAGCUUUAGUAAACUCAAACACUUUAGCAAACAUAAACUUAACCUUAGUUGACGCAAACUUUGUUCCCGUAAAACUUUUAUGUCCUAUGUAUAUUUCUAUGACAGCAGAAAGUAUAGAAUUGGAAGAUGCAACCGGUGAAGGUAUUGUAUUACAAGACCAAAUGCCUCAAACUCAGCAACAAAUGCAAGAAAUACCUCCUGAGAUGCAACAAGAAAUGGUUCAAGAAUAA